This is a messenger RNA of Carassius carassius (crucian carp), 766 nucleotides long. RefSeq names its product adhesion G-protein coupled receptor G7-like. NCBI's taxonomy places the organism in Eukaryota, Metazoa, Chordata, Actinopteri, Cypriniformes, Cyprinidae. The coding region runs from base 53 to 766 and encodes 237 amino acids. The transcript has 7 exons. The record is from RefSeq and is a predicted model, not a curated record.
UAACACAUCCAACAACAGCAUCAUUACAACAAUCAGCCCCCUGUCCACGACAAUGACCGUGCCGAGUCUGGUGUGUGAAAACGGGGGUGAAUUACGAGACAGGAUCUGCCUCUGCCCAGAUGAUUGGACUGGAACUACCUGCAACAUUCCAAAUUUCUGCCCUGAACAAAAUCCCACACCAACUAGCAAAUUCACCUUUCCAAAAACUGUCCUAGGCCAGUUUGCUUCCUCCAUAGAGAGAUGUCCACCAAAAACAACAAAUGCUGGCAUGCCCCAGGCAUCAUCCCUCUGUAAUAUAACUACUAACUCAUUUGAUCCUCCAAACAUUCUCAAUUGUACUUUGACCCUGGAUGCCAUUAAUGCAUGGAUUUCUGAAGCUACUCCCGAACAAAAAAAGAACUUAGCCUCCAACACCCAGAUCCUCACAUCCAUACCAGAACGGCUAACACCCCUCAACAUCACAAAUGCAGCUCAAAUUACCAACACCCUGCUUUCUGAUCAACAAACUACACAAACUACGGAUAUUGCCGUAUCAGCAGUCGCUACAAUCAGUCAACUCCUGAGUGCAAGUCCUGAGAUGUACUCUUCUGUUGACCAUACUGCAAUUUCUGAACUAACACAGACUCUACAGAAACUCUCUCUGCGUGAGAUACAAAAUCCAUUGUUGGUGCAACCGAAAAUGGCAGUGCAGUCACUGAAGGGACACAAACCAAUCCGACAUGUGCAGUUAACCUUUUUUAAAGGCAAGUGUCUGAAGGCAGAGUGA